GCAUCAGCCACUAUCCCUUUAAUCAAUUUGUACGGGCUGAGGUCUCUCCAGUUGAUGUGUUUCCAUCGUGAUAACGAUAACGAUGCCUCAAAGUGAGCACGUCAAACGGCCGAUGAACGCCUUCAUGGUAUGGUCCAGGAUGCGCAGGAAAAGGAUAUCCCAGGACAAUCCUAGGCUUCAUAAUUCGGAAAUAUCGAAGCUUCUGGGUGUGGAAUGGAAGCUUCUUUCGGAAACAGAGAAGAGGCCUUUUAUAGACGAAGCGAAAAGAUUGCGGGUACAACAUUUGCUUGAUCAUCCCGAUUACAAGUACAAACCUAAGAGAAAACCCAAAGAAAUCGUUAAAAGUUUUUCCCGAAAUUUCGCUGAACAGAAUGUCCUAAACAGAAAUAUUUACGGCCAAAACGAAAAUUUCACAAUCUGCUACAAUUCACCGGCUGAAUCAAAAUUAAACCUGUCUCAUCAGCCUUACUCGCUAAACAUGAGUCUUCCGACGCCAGAAAGACUGACAUUAACCUACACAGACCCGGUGAAAUCUGAGCAACGUUUAUUGCAAGACGAGUACUCUUCACAACUGGAUGUUAAUAAACAUCAUCAAUUCGAUUUCACGACGGCUUUGCCUCCUCUACCGCCUUACACUUCAUUGCAGGGUAGUCUCCACCACAAUUCCCUAAUAAGGGCUUCGCUUUAUGCCUACCACGAUUUGGCUUCCGGCAGUAAUUUACCUUUAUAUUUUCCGCAUAUUUAGUUUUACUAAUGUUCUUUUUAAAUGUAGAUAUCUAUAAUAAUUAAGUAUUUAAAGUGGCACAAACCAUUCUGAAUUGUAAGAUUUUCAUGAACUUGGAUCUAUAUUUUUUGUACAUAUACGUAUCUAUUUGUAUAAAAUUUAGUAUAAAUUAGUAC
Molecule: messenger RNA, 900 nt
Organism: Phyllotreta striolata
Lineage: Eukaryota; Metazoa; Arthropoda; Insecta; Coleoptera; Chrysomelidae
Source: the annotation of a GenBank genome assembly